AUGCCUCGUAGAAAGCGUGAAGAAAGUUUGGAGUUGGAAGAGGAGCGUCGAGAAGCACCUGAUGGCCCUGCAACGCCUACAUCAGAAGAAUCUGAAGGAGGAUUUGGAUCUGUAUGGGAUUCUGUGAAUCGCAAGCCUGUCGGCAUCGAAGCCUUGGACCUUACCCAUUCCUACGUACAAUAUCUUAAGGUUGAAAAGCCCGUUGAUGCUCAGAAUGAAGAAAAACAAGUGAUGGCGCUGGAGAAGACUUCAACACACCUUUGGAAAAAGCCCGAGGUAGCUGAGCCGCCAGUUGACAUUGAAGGUCAAAUCCAACGUUGCUUUGAGCGAAUUGAGGAGGGAAUCAUGCCGCAGCUAUUUGAAUCAAGGUUGUUGAAGCUUGAAAAGGACAGACUGGAGAUCCAAAUCCAGAAACGCAACGAGGAUCCUUUCCUAUGCCCCGCGGUUCGCAAGCGAGUGAGCACAUUAGAACAACUUUGGGACAUAGUUCGGAGAAAGGGAGAUAAAGACAAGCAACUGGUCAAUAUUGAAGCUGUUUUGGAUGCAUAUAGAUCAGGCAAGCUGACCUGGACUGGGCUUGUUACCUAUUGGUCAAAUGGCAAUAAACUCUGUGAACCUCGACCAUUUAGCUGGGACGAAUUUGAGACGAUUAACAAAUAUUAUGAUGGAAAUCAAUCAUUCUGGACUGAAGGGCUUGAUGGACCGGGACCUGAGUCUGCAAAGUAUCGAUUCAUCGUGCCCGCGUCGCCCUUUCACCCCUUUUUGAAUACUUAUAACGUUAUGGUACGGCUUCCCGGCGUGGAUUGGUGGGAAGAAUUUACAUUCUUAUACGACACUGGAUCAACUAUGUGCAGGCUCUUCGAGGAUGAUCUACGUCAGCUCCAAGGACACUGGAAUGUCAGAGACCCAGGCCAUAAUAUCCCUCUUAUGGGCACAGUACUAGCAGAAGAGCACUCGAGCUUCACUGGGGAUAGGGUCGUCAUGGUUGAAGUUGCCCUGAGGCAUCCUGGCAUUGAAGAUACUCGCCUCACCCCCUGGGUCAGGAUUCAGUGUGCAGUGACUGAUGGAAAUUGUCCAACCGAUUCGCCCAGAAGACUCGACGGGCCCUGGAUACGCUAUUUCAUGCAUACUCUAACGGAGCCCAAUGGAAGAAACGAGCUCUAUUUCGACACCCAGAACCGUUGGUGGCGACGGGGCUCAUCUGAGAUCCCUCUAGGUCAGCGGCGGCUUCCACGACUGGAUAGGUAUGGGGGCACAGAUCAAGAUGUUAACAUCCAGCCAGCUCCAUGGAAUCCGCCCCUCCCAGAGGCUGAUCCACAACUGCCAGCGUAUUCAGAAUUGCACCCACCCGGAGGAGUAGGACCUCCGCUUUCAGAUGAGUACUUACGAUCUCGUGCGGAUUUACCUCUCAAGAAAUCGCCGCCGAAUACAUACCGCUGGUCCUUGGGUACCCCCACUGCCGAUUGA
This is a messenger RNA of Penicillium malachiteum, 1467 nucleotides long. RefSeq lists its product as uncharacterized. The record is from RefSeq and is a predicted model, not a curated record. NCBI's taxonomy places the organism in Eukaryota, Fungi, Ascomycota, Eurotiomycetes, Eurotiales, Aspergillaceae. The transcript is spliced from 5 exons. The coding region runs from base 1 to 1467 and encodes 488 amino acids.